Molecule: messenger RNA, 621 nt
Organism: Cynara cardunculus var. scolymus (artichoke)
Lineage: Eukaryota; Viridiplantae; Streptophyta; Magnoliopsida; Asterales; Asteraceae
Exons: 2
Coding region: 1-621 (206 amino acids)
Source: RefSeq, a predicted model, not a curated record
AUGGGCAUCAAGGUGGAUCCUCUUAAAAUUGAAGCUAUUGAAAAAUGUGAAGCACCGAAAACCCCAACAGAAAUCAGAAGUUUUCUUGAAUUGGCAGGUUAUUACCGAAAGUUCAUACAAGAUUUUUCUCCUAUAGCUACUCCACUAGCUGCAUUAACGACAAAGAAUGUGAGAUUUAAAUGGAAGGAGGAGCAAGCUAAGGCUUUUCAGAGAUUAAAAGAUAAACUGUGUAGCGAGCCAAUUCCAUCUUUACUUAAUGGAACGAAAGAUUUUAUGGUUUACAGUGAUGCCUCAAAGUUGGGUCUAGGCAAGGCGAAUGUGAUACUUGAUACUUUAAGUCGAAAAGAAAGGAGUGGUACAAUUAAAGCUAUAGCGUUAAGAGUUGCAUUAUUGACAAGUAUACAGGAUGAAUUACAAAGAUUCCAAAGCGAGGUUGUAAGAGAAAACAAGAUCAAAAAGGAACGACUUGGUGGAGUGAUAUUUGAACUAGUAAAAGGCGGUCGGGAAUUGUUAUCUUUUCAAUGCAGAGUUUGGGUACCGUCUUAUGGUGAUCUCAGAGAAUGCAUUUUAAGUGAAGCCAAUAAAUCUCGUAAUGGGAUCACAUUACUAUGGAUUUCAUAA